This is a messenger RNA of Zeugodacus cucurbitae (melon fly), 2505 nucleotides long. Its product is annotated as ceramide synthase. NCBI's taxonomy places the organism in Eukaryota, Metazoa, Arthropoda, Insecta, Diptera, Tephritidae. Gene Ontology annotation, cellular component: endoplasmic reticulum; membrane. The transcript has 5 exons. Bases 1 to 1305 code for a protein of 434 amino acids. Gene Ontology annotation, biological process: lipid homeostasis. The record is from RefSeq and is a predicted model, not a curated record.
AUGGGCGCUAGCAACGUCCUACAACAGCGCCUGCGUGGCAGUGGCUGUUACAUGUCGCUCGCCUGUUCCAUUGGCUCGAUGAGCUUGGCCUGUGGCAGCUUGUUGCAGAUACCGAAUAUAACAGAUCGUAUUUCGCUGCAACGUGGCCUCUUCCUCACCUCGCUGGGUUUCAUAUACUUUGUGUCGCUGACAGAUUUCUGCAAUAAGUACCUGUUGAAGACGAAACGCGGUCUGCAGUUUCGCAAAAAAUAUCGCCUUAUGAUGUCGGAUGUGCUGGAAAUUACUAAUAAAAUCGUUUCCGCCAUACAGGCCACCUUCUCAUUUCUGGUCGGUUUCAUCGUAUGCAAGUCCACAUGCAGCAAAUCAUUCGUGUACGCCUCGCAUUUCCUAAUGGAGGCAUAUGGCUGGUUUGGCACCGCCUACUUUAUGUACGACAUUUGGUCCAUGUACAAAGUGCACACACAGAAAAUCGCCGACAAAUUGAAGCUGAUGCGUUUGAAUGCUGCCGCCACAGGUGCUAAUUCAACGAAUGGCGUCAAUGGCGUUGCACUGAAGAAUAGCGCCAACGGUUUGGCCACGGCAGGCGGUGACAGCGGUGAUGAUUCACCGGUACGUGUGCCCGCACAGCAACGCGACAACGAUGAUAUCUACGAUUAUGAUGGUGAAUGCGUGCAAAUACCGAAGGAUGGCAAAUGGGAUUUCAUCAAAUAUGUCAUAACGCAUCCGGUGAUGAUGAUACAUCAUGUCUUCAUUGGCACUUUCGGACUGCUGGUCGUAACGUACAUACGCGGCGGUGGCCACUGCAUCUACAGUUACAUGUUCAUGAUGGAGUUCUCCACGCCAUUCGUUUCGAUGCGCAGCAUAUUGAGCACCAUGCGCUUGAAGGACUCGCGCGCAUACAUCAUAAAUGGACUGCUAAUGUUGGGCUCCUUCUUUGUGUUUCGUGUUGUUAUGUGGCCAUAUGUGAUGUACCGUUAUAGUGUGGCUAUAAAUGUGGGCUUCUGGCAGGCAAUGGCUACCUUACCACGAGGUUGUAUUAUCAGUAUUAUGAUACUCUUCCUACCUCAACUGUAUUGGUUCUUCUUGAUGGUAAAAGGUGCAUUGAAGGUCUUCUCAACGCCCAAACCGCAGGAGACUGCACCCAAAAAACUCAGGCAAUCGAAGAAUAAUAAUCUCUCACCGGUAACCCCGAAUGCUGAACAUGACUUUAGUCAAAUUUGUGAAAAUGAGGCCAAUAACGCUGGCGAUAAGCCGUCAGCACGAGUCCACCUGCAGGCUUUAGACACUAAUAUUGCUAAAAUUUAGAUAGACCAACAGACAAGUUGAAUUCGCUGUGCAGUCAAAAGCAGUUAAUCGCCAGUAUAGUGCGCAAAUUAGUAUGAAUAGCAUUCUAGGUGGCCACAAGCUAAAUUUCCGUUAGCUGCUUUGCUGCUGUGCAAUUCAAUCAAUUCAGUUUGUACAAAUUGAGUUUGUGAUUAAUAUACUUAUACAUACCUACAUACAUUGUACGGCACAAUUUACUGUAUAGCUAACAAUUUGUGUAAAAAUGAAUAUUAAGUGACGACAAUUAACUCUUGUAUGCAUUUCAAGCGUCUGCUGUUGUUGUUUAUAAGUGCGCCACAAAAUAACAAUAACAUUCUAAGCAAAGUUAACGUGUAUAUUAAUUUUUGUUAACAAAUAACUCCGUAAAAGCGAGCUGUGACUCCCACAAUAUUGAAAAUAUCAUUUGCAACGAUUGUCUUCUUGUAUGUUCUUCUACUUAUUGCUGUAUAUGUAUGUGUAGCGGUGUAUUUGUGUAGUUGUGCGUAUACAAAAGCUAAUUAUUUUAGCAUUACACAUAAUCAUUUACAAAAAUAAUGAAAUUACUUUUAAACAAUUAUUAAUGUUAUACAAGAAAUUUAGUAAUUUACCACAUAGCAGCUUACAUAUUUGUAAAUGUAUGUAUGUAUGAAAACGAGAACAAAUAGCUAUUAUUAAUAAUAAUUUAAGUCAUGUAACUUGUCAAAGUUUAGUGAAUGCAGUACAACUAAUUUGUUCUUAAUAAUUUUUUUCAGCUUGAGUUCCUUUAAUUAUUACUAACGUACGUACAUAAUAUUUAAAGAAUUAUAACAAUUUGUGUACAUGUGUAUUGAUUAAUUAUAUAAUUGAAUUUGUAUGCAUAACUUGCCCACAUAAUUAAUAAACAUAUGUAUGUAUAAUAGUUGUGUAUUUAAACAGCAGUUAAAAAGCAUUUAACGAGCUUCAGCAGUGUAUGUAUGUAGAAAAAUCAGAGCAAAACAAAACGAAACAUGCAAGUUCUUGCUCGCAUUUUGCUGUACUUCAUAGUGAUGCAUUUUAAUGAGAUAAAAUGUUUUUGUGUUGUGAAAAGUGUAAAAUAUACAAAAAUUAAAUGUAUAUGUAAAUGUACAAUAGCAAAACAAAAAUCACACAAUUACAUGUGCUUAAUGUUGACAUCUGUGCAGAAUAAAUCAGAAAAAAUAAAGAAUACAACAAAUUGUGUGGCUA